Messenger RNA from Fusarium subglutinans, 1644 nucleotides. Its product is annotated as c2h2 type zinc finger containing protein. Bases 1 to 1644 code for a protein of 547 amino acids. The transcript is spliced from 2 exons. The record is from RefSeq and is a predicted model, not a curated record. NCBI's taxonomy places the organism in Eukaryota, Fungi, Ascomycota, Sordariomycetes, Hypocreales, Nectriaceae. Gene Ontology annotation, cellular component: preribosome, large subunit precursor. Gene Ontology annotation, molecular function: nucleic acid binding; zinc ion binding. Gene Ontology annotation, biological process: ribosomal large subunit biogenesis.
AUGGCGAGUGUCCAGGCGUCCGGUGCAGCCUCGCACCCAUACACCUGCAACACCUGCCAAGUUGCGUAUCGCAACAUCGACCUGCAGAAGGGGCAUAUGAAAAGUGAUUGGCAUCGAUACAACCUUAAACGUCGAGUUGCCUCGCUGCCUCCCAUUUCUUCUGACGUCUUCACUGAAAAGGUUCUGCAGGCAAGAGCGGUGUCAAGCGCUGAAGCAGACAAAGCCUAUUUCGAACGUGUAUGUGGCAUCUGCGAGAAGACAUACUACAGCGAGAAUGCAUACCAGAACCACCUGUCGAGUCAGAAGCACAAGGCAAAGGAAGCCAGUAGUGGACAAACUGUUUCUGGUCGAGCUGACGACGAAACAACCUCGAUCGUCAGCUCUACGUUCUCUCUCGGCGAACCUAUUGCACCCAGCCAAGAAGAGGUUGAUUCUGACGCCGAGGAAGAAUUCAGCCAUGUGGUUGAAGGCUUCCAGAAGGCGAGCAUCACUGAGCAAAGGCCAUCUCCUGUCAAGCGUCCCUCACACCCCCAGCCUUCCGUCUCAGACGCUGCACAAGGCGAUAACGAUGACAACAGGGCCUCCGACUCAGCCACGCCCGUUCCUGGCACUCAGGAUCCCAACUUGACACUGGAGUCAUGCUUGUUCUGCAACUAUACCUCUCCAACCAUUCCUCUCAACACACAUCAUAUGGAACGCUUUCAUGGCAUGUUCAUCCCCGAGAAGAAAUAUCUUGUUGAUAUCGACGGCUUGCUCAAGCAACUCCAAGAUAAAAUCCGAGAACACCAUCAGUGCCUGUAUUGUGAUAAGGUUAAAUCGUCCAUGUUUGGAAUCCAGACACACAUGCGCGAUACAGGCCACUGCAAGAUUCCCUACGAAACUGAGCGUGACCAGCUUGAGAUUGGUGAUUUCUAUGAUUUCAGGAGCACCUACUCUGACAAUGGGGAGUUGAGUGACGAUGGCUCGGUUGUGAACGAGACAAGUGGAGGAGCGAAGCUCGGGGCACGCCGUCCUUCUAAGCUCACAGGAGAGGAUGGAGCUGAGGUUGAGGAGGAAGGGGCAGACGGUUGGGAGACGGAUAGUUCAGAAUCGUCUUUGGAUUCAGCUGAUCUUACUGCCGUGCCGGCUGAAGGCCAUAUCCACCAGUUCGAACGACUGGACAAGCACCCACAUCACUCACGACAAGAUCCGAGACAAAGACACCAAGCCGAUGGAUGGCAUUCUCACGCCCACAAACCUACCCGUGCCGUCUUUUAUGACGAUUACGAACUCCACCUCCCUACCGGCAAGUCAGUUGGUCAUCGUUCAUUGAACAAGUACUUCCGACAGAAUUUGCACAACCACCCCUCCGCCGAGGAGCGAGCAGAGAGAUUAGCAAUCGAAAACGCUGAGACCGAGCAACAGGGUUCGGCAUCUGAUGGCCAGCUCGUUGAGAGGGAGACUGGGUCUAGAUCCCGUGAAAUGGUACCGCGCGGAAUGGCGGGCAUGGUUGGCGCGCCCGAACAACAAAAGAGGCGAGCUCGUCGGGCAGAAGAAAGAGGAAGAACCUUGGAACAAGUUCACACGAAGCAAAGGGACUUGGCCUACGGAAAGAAACACAAUAACCAUAAGAACUACUACUACCGUGAGAUGGGUGGAGGUUGA